Molecule: messenger RNA, 1641 nt
Organism: Leishmania braziliensis MHOM/BR/75/M2904
Lineage: Eukaryota; Euglenozoa; Kinetoplastea; Trypanosomatida; Trypanosomatidae
Exons: 1
Coding region: 1-1641 (546 amino acids)
Source: RefSeq, a predicted model, not a curated record
AUGCUCUCGCCCCAGGAGGUCGCCAAUACAUUCGUGCUCUACGUGCCGACGUACUACGUCUCUUUCCAGUGUGUCGCCUCGUUGCUGCCGGAUGAAAUACGCGAGGAGAUCGCGGGCCGCGGCCGCCUCAUCAACUUUUUCAAGCGCUUUCCCUUUGUCUUUGACGUCGUCGUCGUCGAUUCCGGUCGCAUCAACGUGCGACUGCACCCCGACCUGAUCCACCCGCAGCGCGGCGUAGCGGAUGAUAGGUACACGAUGUCAGACGUUGGCCAGACGACGAGCUACGUAGCGAAGCCAGAGUUCAUCGUCUGCGCCGAGAACAUCGAGUCCAAUGGCAUGCAGCGUGUGUUCAUCACACCACCUGCCCCGCCGCCGGCAAUGCGCGUGCGGCUGGAGGAGCGAGUGACAGUCGUGGAUCGCUUACGCAGUCUCGUGCCGGCGGAGUUCACCGCCAUUGAUGCAUUGGAGGAGAGCAUUCCGGAAGACAUUUUGUUUCACCCUUACUUCAACUGCCAAGGCGGCCUGCUCUCCAUUGCCGGCAAGAUGCCAGAGGAGUUCCAGGUCGUCCAUGGACGCAUCCGGCGCCGGCCACCUCACCUUGCCCCUCUGGCGCUCGACGAGUUUACGGUGGACACCUCCCCCCUUCCAGAGGUAGCAGCGCUUAUCAAGCGGACUGUCUGCGACAGCGACAUCCCUCACUGGGUGAGCAUCACCCCGCUGUAUGAGCAGCUCACCCGCGCACAGAGGCAGGAGAUCAAGCGGCGAUUCCGCAGCUUUGCUGGUUUUCUGCGUGCUCACGGCCGGUCACUUGCGGUGUCGACGGACAUGCUGCAGGUAUCCAUGUGGAUUUGUGUGUCACCGCUGCCGCUGCCAAUCUCCACCUCCACUAACACCACCACCGCAGGCGCGGAAGCUAAGACGGCCACCGCGAGAGAUUCCAGUGCUGCAUCCCUCUCACCAACGUCGUCGUCGUCAGAGCAAGGGGCACCAUCAGAGCCACCUUUUUCGGCAGCGGCAGCGUCGUCGGGUGCGACUGGUGCGCCACCAACACCCACCGUGUGCACACGAGAGCAAAUUCUGAACACCUUGUACGAUCGAUUUCCGCCGUACCAGACGCUCAACCUGCGCGAUGCGAUGCAGCUUCUUCCUGUUGAGAUGCGCGCCUCCUGCCUUCCCACCAAGAUCGCGCCGUGGCUCGCCACCCACCCUCACUACUUCUCCGUCGAUUUCAUGGAGGAAGAGGACCCCACUAAGGUGCUGAUCCGCCGUGCCUCAGCGCGGCAGCCGCUGGACCUCGUCGCCGCUCUCUACACCAAAAUCCCUGAGAAGAAUACGCCGUACCCAUCAGCGCAGCUGUUACAGCAGCUGGAUCCGUCGGUGCGUCGCGCCAUUGGAUGCAUCGGGCUUGCUCAGCUAGGGCGCGUGCUGCCACAGUGGCUGCAGAUCGAAAAGUGCCGAGGCGGUGGACGCGCCGUGGUGGGUGGAGCGCCACAGCAUGAGGAGUUCACCAUUCGGCGGCUGCAGGAUAUGGACGCACUCGAGGAGGCUCGGCGGCGCGGCGUCAAAAGCAAGAAGAGAAAAGAGGCGGUGGAUAUCGACGCUGGUGUGGCGGAGCUGGUGGAGUCGAUGAACAGGACUUGA